AACUGGUUUCAUUCGAACCCAUUGUGUUUGAAGUCAUUUCAAGUUUCUUGCUGGAUAAACAACUCGCCGCGAUGAAGACACUUCACUGUUCUGUGUCGCUAAUUCUCCUCGCUGGCAUGUGAUCGCUAUCUGUCCAAUGGCGUCGAAAAUUAGAUCAGCGCGUUCCUCUCGAAAUGAUACCUACCACCAGGGAUAUCCACAAUCGGCAGACAAACGUACUGCUAGUGUUGGUUUUGAUGCUGCCUUGCAAUAUGUAUCGACAACGGGCGUGCAUGCUUUUGUCCCUCCUGGCUUAGGAGAUUUUCGUGGUCCAUGCCCUGGUUUGAAUGCCAUGGCUAACCACGGCUAUAUCCCUCACAACGGAAUCGCGACUAUUAAUGAAUUCAUUCAGGGCACUUAUGAAGUUUUUGGCAUGGGCAGAGAUCUUGCGCUGUUCUUGGGCGUUUAUGGUGUUGUAAUGGACGGUGAUGUUCUCUCGCUUUCUUUCUCUAUUGGAAAGGGGGGAAACUCCAUUCUUGGUCUCCUUCCUCAAAAUGGACUCACAGGUUCGCACAACAAUUACGAGGGAGAUGUGUCCCCAACGAGAGGGGAUUUAUUUGAAUAUGAUAAUAAUCACGAGGUUCAGAUAUCCCAGUUUCUCCAACUGUACAACCUACAGUCCAACGUCUCAGACCCGUCUCAAGUCAAUUACGAUAUCGAUCUGCUCACAUCCUUCCGCCUAUCCCGUUUCCAACAGUCCAUCGAUAAAAACCCAUACUUUUUCAACGGACCUAUCACUGGUGUACUCGUCCAGCCCGCCGCAUAUCAGUUCAUUUUUCGCUUCAUGGCGAACAAGAGUGACGAAUAUCCUGAAGGGAGGCUGAGUCGAGAUGUACUCAAGUCGUUCUUCUCAAUUACGGGAACGGAGCAUGAUUUCGUCUAUACUCCAGGGCAAGAACGCAUUCCGGACAACUGGUACAAACGCGCCAUCGGGGAUGAAUAUGGAUUACUUUCAGCUAUCCUAGAGCUUACCACUAUUGCCCUUGCUCAUCCAGAAUUCCUCUCCGUCGGUGGCAACACAGGCCAGGUCAAUACUUUCGCUGGAGUCGAUUUUGCGAAUCUUACCGGAGGAGUAUUCAGUACGAGUACCCUGUUGGAGGGAAACAAUUUAGGAUGCUUUGUGCUUCAGGCGGUAAUGCUUCUCCCAAUCGCAGGACUAUUGGAGGGCGUACUCGACGAGCUGGUUGAGAUGGUGAAUCCAUUGUUACAGGCAUGGGACUGUCCCAAACUAACCCAGAUGGAUGUCAGCUUGUUGGAGAGGUUUCCAGGGUAUUCGAGAUAUCCAGGGAAUUGAAUAUUGGCGUCAUUGAAACGGUAUUCUAUAAUCGGCCGAAACUAUUCCUUCAUACGCGAACAAGCUUCCCUCUCUUGCUACAUAUUGCCGUACGCUCUUGUCAGAUCCUAAUAUCGAUUUUGAAAGCGCAGAAGAACGUGCUUCCUCUGCUCAGCUGAUUUUCCAAUGCUUCUACUCCGUGUGGAGCAGCCUAAGGGAAGGCAAAGUUUAUUUUUACCGCUCUGUUACAAAAGGAGGUACAUCUUUCCGUCACAGGAUGGUCAAAGCAAUGUUUCAUAGUCAAAAGUUGAUCAGAAUAUGGGUCCCAUGAAUCUUUUUGGAACAAAUGAAG
Lentinula edodes (shiitake mushroom) is the source of this 1664-nucleotide messenger RNA. RefSeq names its product Chloroperoxidase. NCBI's taxonomy places the organism in Eukaryota, Fungi, Basidiomycota, Agaricomycetes, Agaricales, Omphalotaceae. Gene Ontology annotation, molecular function: peroxidase activity. The record is from RefSeq and is a predicted model, not a curated record. The coding region runs from base 137 to 1333 and encodes 398 amino acids. The transcript has 6 exons.